GAGCCAAUGGGCAGCCAGCGUAACGGUCGCCCCGUUGCAUGCCGGGCGGCGUAGUCUUGCAAGCGCUGGGAGGUGGAAAAAGGCCUCGGCCGAAGCCCGAGACUGGGUUGAGCGGCGGAGCCCGGUCCUGAGCGCCUUCUCCGGGCCUCCCCGCGGCGGCCUUCGCCUCCUCCCCCUCCUCCUCCUCGCCCACCGCGCCUCGCCUCCCGCGCGCCAAGAUGGCGGCCGAGGUGGACUUCGGCGACCGCGAGCUCUUCCAGCAGCUGGAGGCCGACGAGGAGGCGCCCUCCGCCCUGAGGCCCGGCCCGGCGGAAGAAGCGGCGGAGCUCCGCGAGCGGCUGAGGGACUCCGAGGAGACCGUUAGGCAGCUGCGGGCGGAGAAUCAGGAACUCAGAAGAAAACUGAACAUCCUGACUCGACCAAGUGGACUAACAGUGGAUGACUGUAAACUUGAUGGACCCUUGUUACAGAUCUUGUUCAUGAAUAAUACCGUUUCAAAGCAAUAUCAUCAAGACAUAGAAGAGUUUGUAUCCAGUUUAGUUCAGAAAUACGAGGAGCAGCAGAGGAGUGAAUUGGACAAGACCUGCUUCAAUGUUAAGCCGCAGCCUUCUAGCUUUGUCCUGGAAGAGGAUCAAAAAGUAACAAGCUCAAAUGUGUCCAAAAAAGUCAAAGAGGCUUUUAGCGUUAUAGGAAGUGUUCUCUAUUUUACCAAUUUUUGUCUUGAUAAACUGGGGCAGCCUAUAUUAAAUGAAAAUCCUCAGCUCACAGAUGGAUGGGAAAUACCCAAAUACCAGCAAGUUUUCACGCAGAUUCUUUCUCUAGAUGGGCAAGAGAUACAAGUAAAGUCUAAAAGCAGGCCCAAAUCUCAUUGUUUCAACUGUGGCUCUGAAGAUCACCAGAUGAAAGAUUGCCCACAGCCACGAAACUCUGCCCGCAUAAACGAAAAAAGAAAAGCUUUUAUGGAGGCCUGCGGGGAAACAGGCAGCCCAAAUUUCCAGCAGAGGUACCACGCGGAUGAAGUGGAAGAGCGGUUUGGACGCUUCAAACCAGGAAUAAUCAGCGAGGAACUCCAGGAUGCCCUCGGUGUCACCGAGAAGACGCUUCCUCCCUUCAUCUAUCGCAUGCGGCAACUGGGUUAUCCUCCAGGCUGGCUGAAAGAGGCAGAGAUGGAGAAAUCUGGCUUAACGCUCUACGACGGAAAAGCGUCGCCCAGCAGUGAGGCAGAGGAGGAAUCCCACCAGCAGAAUCCCCGGGUCACUUACGAUCUCUCCAAGUUGAUCAACUACCCAGGUUUUAACAUGUCCACCCCAAGUGGGGUCGCAGACGAAUGGCGGAUGUUCGGCUCGGUACCUCUUCAGCCGUCCCAGCAGAAAGAAAUUUUUGCUCAUUAUCUUUCCACUUACCAUUCGGCCAAUCUCAAAUCCAGGCCCAAAAGGCCCCCCUCUCGCCAGAGCUCCCAUCAUUCGAAACGGCAGAAAGGAAGCAGCGUUGAAAUCCCACCAGCUGACAUGGAGAUCGACUCUGAUCUAGAAAUGCCCCCUAGCCCUCCUGCUUACGACGGCUUCCACUUCCAGCCUCCGUUGCCUCCGGGGUCUCCGCUGACCGCCACUCCCCCCCCUCUGCCGCAGGGCACCCCGCCAGGGACCCCCCCCAGCCUGACUUCUCCUCCACUUCAACUGCUGUCUUGUGUGCCAGCAGCCCUGCCUCGCGACACCCCGCCUUGGACGCCGUCUGCCCCGCGGCCGGAGGACUCGGCCAUGGAUGAAGAUACCUUGACCCUGGAGGAGCUGGAGGAGCAGCAGCGGCUGAUUUGGGCGGCCCUCGAGCAGGCGGAGAGCGCCAACAGCGACUCGGACCUCCCAGCCGGGACUCCCAUGGCCGGCAAUUCUGGGACGUCGACCCCCUGCAGGACGGAGCCCUCCGUUCCCCUGGAGGAAGCAGCCCGCCAACCGCCAGAGGUCUCCGAAGCUGAGCCUGAGCCCUCCGUUCCCCUGGAGGAAGCAGCCCCCCAACCGCCAGAGGUCUCCGAAGCUGAGCCUGAGCCCUCCGUUCCCCUGGAGGAAGCAGCCUGCCAAUCGCCAGAGGUCUCCGAAGCUGAGCCCAAGCAGGUACCCCAGGCUGCCGAAGAGCCUGGUCCUCAACAAGCCAUUGAACUAGUGGAUUUGACAGCCGAGGCGGAAGCCAUUCCCACAGACUCUGAAGGCCGAGACCAAACCUGCUCCUCGGAUCCCGCCGGCUGCCUGAAUCACAGCGACGCUCCCGCCCUUCCCAAUGCCAGCGAGUCUCCUUCCUCCAAGCCUCCUGGCCUCGUUCCCGACAUGAGCAAGUUUGCUGCUGGGAUCACACCUUUCGAAUACGACAACAUGUCGGAGUCCACCGGGACUUACCUCCGGAUAAGGAGCGUGCUGAAAAAAUACCCGAGAAGCCAGCUGAAGAAUAAGAAGCUUUCCCUUUAACAGCCCAACUCGGGCCAGGGACAAACAAACCAAAAAACAAACAAACAAACCAGGAUUCGGAUGCUUUCCCCUUAAAGCAGGGGUCUCCAACCUUGGCCACUUUAAGACUUGUGGACUUCAACUCCCAGAAUUCCUCAGCCAGAAAGGUUUCUUCCCCCCCCCCUUGCUGAAGUCAAGAUAUAUUACAUUUACCGCAUUCCCACCAUCUAUUAUUAAGAAAAGUUUAUGAAAGAAAUGUGAUAAAGCUGCCUAUUGACAUUUCUUCUUGUCCUAUCCGUGCUGAAUUCUGGGUAACUCUUUGCUGGCUGAGGAACUCUGGGAGUUGAAGUCCCCAAGUCGUAAAAGUGGCCGAGGUUGGAGACACCCCUGCCUUAAAGCACAAAUCAAGAGCGAGAGAAGGGAGGUGUUGUGUUCUUCCUGAAACCGUUUUUGUUUUUGUUUUUAAAGAAAGUCUGCGGGGGGGGACGGGCUUCCAUUUUGACCUCGAAGCAGGACUGAUCUUCCACAAAUACACAAAAGAUUUGUGAAUCUUCUCCAACCCUGCAUUAAAUAUUCCCCUGAAUUUUCCCCUCUUCAACUUGGGGUCAAAUACAUCCUUGCCUCUCUCUACCAACCAAGUUUUUUUGUCUCUGCCAAGCUUUUGCUUUUGCAUAGGGAGCUGGUAGUUCUCAAAAUACAUUUACUGUCCUUUGGAAAGGACCUUGGUUUUUUGUUUGUUUUAUUAAAUGCUUCCCCUCAAAAUUCUUGUGGCGAUCCGACGGGAAUAAUCAGGAAUCAAUCAACCACUCUCUUUCCAUCCUUUUUGAAAAGUUUUUUUUUAAAGUGAUUUAGGAGAUUUUAAUUUUUUUAAAAACAAACAAACAAACACGACACCGGCUUUUUGGUUUUGGUAACAUCGUCAUCUUUGAAUAUGCUGUACAUAUAUUUGUGCUUGUGUACAGGGGUUUAA
Messenger RNA from Notechis scutatus (mainland tiger snake), 3405 nucleotides. The record is from RefSeq and is a predicted model, not a curated record. Lineage: Eukaryota; Metazoa; Chordata; Lepidosauria; Squamata; Elapidae.